Molecule: messenger RNA, 1869 nt
Organism: Eriocheir sinensis (Chinese mitten crab)
Lineage: Eukaryota; Metazoa; Arthropoda; Malacostraca; Decapoda; Varunidae
Product: protein charybde-like
Exons: 4
Coding region: 120-659 (179 amino acids)
Biological process (GO): negative regulation of signal transduction; regulation of TOR signaling; apoptotic process
Cellular component (GO): cytoplasm
Source: RefSeq, a predicted model, not a curated record
CCGGUAGGCCAGUCACAGUCCAGACACGAUAGGGCAUAGACGCUCGCUGCUCUGAUCCCUCACCAACCCGGGACAAAGACUUUACUCCGAGUGACACAGAACUUGCAGAGAACUUCACCAUGGCACACCUCAAGGUUCUUACCCCAGGGGAAUCCAACCUAGUGGAUCUCCUCGGCCCACUCCCAACAGAAGAAGGGCUAGUGGAUGAUGAUGUGGAGGCACUGGAGGUGGACGAGGAGAUGCUUGAUGACCCCGUGGAGGUGCGGGCGUGGGCGGCGAUGAGGCGGAGGGUGGAGGAGGAGAUCAAACUCAACACCCACAACUCCAUCGUGUACCCCCCACACCUCCUCGACCAGGUGGCAGAACACGUACUCGAGCUUUCCAAGGACGAGCCGUGUGGACUGAGAGGCUGCGUGCUCUUCGUCGUGUAUCAAGACCCUGAACUUGGUGAACAGCAGUUGGCCAAGAUGAAGGCUGACAGGAACAUGCCCUCCACCCACCUUCUCGUCCUCAAACUCAAGGCAGACCCCACCUCCUGGUACACCAAGAUGGCCAGAAUCUUCAGGUCAUUGGGCAAGAGGAAAAUGGUGGUGUCUCCCAAAUACGAGUUGCUGAAGAAGAACUUUUAUGAUGACCCACAAGUCUUGAUGGUUCAGUAGAGGCGACAGCAGGAGGAAGAAGAGGAGGAUGGAGGUUGACAAGAAAAGCAACGGAAGAGUGAGAGAGAGAAAGGAAGCAACAAAGAGGAUUAUACGAUUAGAGAAACCUGGAAAAAGGGAGGAAGAGAGAAGGAAGACUUACAAGAGGAAGGAAAACAAGGAGAGAACGGAAGAAAGAGAAACCUACCCUCUAAACUGUGCUAUAUUUAGAGGAAAGGAAUUAGAAGAGAAAGAACAACGAAGCUGAAGAGAAUUACAACUCGGCAACGAACGACAUUUUAGGAAAGACAAGAAGAAAAUUGAAGUUGAAGUCUCAUGGAAGUUUCACCUCCACCUCCACCCACACCUGAACGUACAAGAUUGAGGAGUCUGAGCAGCAGUCACACUUUCAUCAUCACCAUCAUCAUCACUUAUUUUUCUAACAUUUUGUAUUUAUUUUUCCCUAACACGAGGCUCUCUCAAAGCAUCAUCAUCAUCAUCAUCUUUAUUUCACAACUGGAGACAAUGUUAAGAUAGACACUGACACUCGAAUGAGGUUGAACGCCGAAGUUAUGUUGUUUUUAACUUGGCUAUACUGUUUUUUGUUCACUUUUACGUCAGUUCAUUCAUCACUCAUCGUUAUCACUUCAAGAGUACUCGAGGAGGUCGUAUGAGGAUCUCUCUACCCGUUUAGUUGAUAAGGGAGAAGUGUGCUAUGCGACACUUCUAUAAAUGUUGUAAUCAUCAUUUGCUGGAAUCAAACCCAUUACAGUGAAUUUACUAAAACAGUGAGAAAAAUUACCUUAAACAAAAACUACAAAAAAGUUAAUCAUAUACUAUUAGAUUUUCCAAUUAAACAAAGUAAGCUUAUGUUAAACUUUUCUACUGCAGAAGUACACACCAACUAGUUCUUAAGUUAUUGUUACAAACGAACCAUACAAUACAAUAUAAGUUUUUUGAUACGUAGUGUACUGAGACGACUAAGAAAAACUUGUACUUGUAUGUCUGUAUGUAUGUAUGCAUGUUUGUCUGUAUACGUCCUUGUCGCCAACGCAGCGGAAAGUCGUGGGAGAUGUUCCAUAUUCGCGAUUUCCGUCUUCGCGUUGGCGCGGGACGAGCCCGUCACACACUCAAGGGCUGCUAGUCGGCACAAUCGCCCCCUUGUGAUAAAGCUGAACUUGUGAUAUUUUUGUAUUUGAAUAAAAAAACCCGUACAAAGAUUUUACCUGAA